Messenger RNA from Penicillium longicatenatum, 2475 nucleotides. RefSeq lists its product as uncharacterized. The transcript is spliced from 3 exons. The coding region runs from base 1 to 2475 and encodes 824 amino acids. NCBI's taxonomy places the organism in Eukaryota, Fungi, Ascomycota, Eurotiomycetes, Eurotiales, Aspergillaceae. The record is from RefSeq and is a predicted model, not a curated record.
AUGCCCUCCCUCACUCUGACCGACCCGGACAUGAUCCUGCCGUAUGACGGUAGCGAACGCGAAUCCUCUACUCCCUCUCCGCCCUCCCAGCUCGUCUACCUAUCCAACCUGAAUGCUCGGUACAACUCGUCAGACCCCCAUGCCAGCUCCAGUGUAGCCAGCUCCGGCAGCCGGGCCAAGAAGAAUUUUUCGCGAAAUACCUGGACCCACGAGGACGUCACUACCAACCCGAGACGCUUGUCUGAUAUCGGGGAGGAGCUGUCGCCUGCGCGUUUGGGGGGUUUUGAUGAGGAAGAGGGCCAGGAUAAGGGGCUCGGGGAUGCGCAGGGAACUCCUGACGCGAAGGAUAAUGCGUGGAGUAGUUCAAGCUCCACGGUUAGUGCGGGGAGUGCACGUCCAAGGGAGGUGACUUCUCCAGCGACAGUUCGUGAGGUGUCGCCUCCGAAUGAAGUGAUUAGCAUGUCGAGUGCUGAGAACGAGGAGGUGAAGAAAGUGCUGUCUCCUGAUAGUGGUGCCAGUAUAUCGGGUAGUCCCAUUGCAAUUGCUACGGCUGCUGCUACGGGCAAAGGUCCCGGAGAGGAUUACUCCUCAGCGAUCUUGAGUAGCGAAGCGGAGAGGAUUCUGGAAAAUGCAAAGAAACGUUUGACGCUCAUGGAGGGCAAUCUGAACCGCGCUCGUUCUACUACGCGCCUCACGCCUUCGCCUUCGCCCUCAGCGCCGGGCAAUAUUCAGCCUCUGGGCGCGCAUCAGCCGGCUGGCGGACUGUACAGGUCAAUUUCUCGGACUGACCGCAGACCAUCCACGCUACGACGGCAGUCGUUCGUAUCCUCGCAGGAUUCCCCUAACAACAGGCAUUCGCGGGUACACAGCGACACGAACUUCCCUCCUGAGUCGAGUAUGUCGAACGAUACAAAGCGCCUAUCCCGCUCCGUAAGUGCUAUGGGUGCCAGCACUUCGUCAUUUCACCAUGAUGAGCGCUCAUUCCAGUAUGAGCCGACUCGCGCAUACUUGACGCACCGGUCGUCGACCCCAUCUAUCAAACCGCCUUGUCCAGAAUCGCCACAGCCCGUGCAUUCACCGCAGCUCAUAGAAUCCCCUGUGCCUGAAGAGAAUAGCUCAUCGGACUCUCCAAGAGGACUGGGCAUCUCGGCAGAUGACGAGUCAAACUCCAACCCAGGAGACUUCAGUCCAGUAUACAGUACUUUUGGCCCACAAAGUCGUGCACAGUCUCAGCUGCAGGUGCGUGACUUGCAAUAUCAAAUGAAAGGCCUUCACAUCAAGAUCUCCUCUCUCAAAGUUCGGACCCAGGAGGACAACAUGCGUCGUCGAAGUCUACAGAGCUUGCGUACGCCGAGUCCUCUGACGCAAGCUGAUGCCUGGUAUGCCAAUGCUCUCGAGUUGAGAGAGGGACAAAGCAGCCGUGGGUCAAAUGGUCGACGAGAUGUGAGCUCAGAGUAUGCUCGCGAGGCUCGCUCUUCUAACGAGCAACUUGACAAGGUCAAGCAAUCUGAACGGACUGAAGAAAGCCCCAUGGACAACAAUCGCGCGAGCCUUUCUCGGGCUCCAGAUGCCUGGCCUAAUUCAAGACCUGAGGCUUACGACGAUGGACGGCAAUCUGUUGCUGAAAGUCUGUACGAAGAUGCCGAGGAAGGGGACUUUGAGGAUGGCGAUAUCGACCGUGAGGCGUUGGAUGAAAUCUUGCGAGAACCGCUUGAUGAAGACCUAGAAAGCCUUGAUGAGUUUCCCGGUGUUGAUACUCGGCCCCACGAGGAACGAGAAGAUGCAUUCGACUAUGAGCACUUCAUUCUCCACAGUGCCCUGGGCAACUACUCCCGCCAGGUACGCCGUCCAAGCCAAAGCUCCCGUGGUUCAGUCGAGACGACGCGGCCGGGCCGAUCAGUGCGACACUCGCGCACGAACAGUGCCAUGUCCGUCUCAACGGUUGCCACGUUCGCGACAGCCACCGAGGGGGAGAUCCCAGAAGAGGAAGAGGAUGAUUUGUUAUAUUGGGACCGGAAGUUCAACCAUGAAUUGCGACAUCGCCAUUCACAAAGCCGCCAGGCCCAACACAUUGAGACUGAUCGGUCUGAAACUCCCCGAGGGAUUCGGGAAGAAAAUGGCUCUGUCACUCCCGUUGAAGACCAACAGCUGACCCCCCGUCGCGUGGACAUGACUGGCCGCUCCUCAUCUGCCACCACCGGCUCCGCAACUCCAACCUCUCUCGUCUCCUCCCUCGUUUCCACCGUGCGGGCCGCUUCCAGCCCGCACCCAGGCUCCGUGACUCCAACCUCGGCUGGCGGCAUCAAUGAUGAUGAUACCCAGAUGUUAGAGCAACUGUUCUCGAGUCUGGGUAAUGUCUGCAUGGAUCUUCAGGCUAUCACGACCUCUCCUGAUCCCGACUUGAAGGCCGCUCGGGUUCUUCGACGACGAUUGGAUGCCGCACGGAGAGUGCUGGACGGAGAAUUGGAUACUUAA